CUAACCCCCACCUGGGAUCGCGCCGCAGUGUGCGAGGAGCAGCCACGUGCCGAGCCCGCCGGCGGGAAAAAAGAAUUCUCCCCCGCCGAUCGGAGCCCCGACCCCGAGCGUUCCAUGGACUCGCCUCCCCAAUCGUGAGAUUUGCCAGCCUCGCCGCGCCUCGCCACCCCUCACCUCCGCCUCUCUGGUUCGUCUCAUCCCAUUCCGUUCUCCCCUUCGCGUUGGGGGCAUGCGGGUUUCCCCGUUGUUCGGAUUUCACGACAUCGAUUUGCUCCUAGGAUCUAUGGUUUGAAUCCGUGGGGGCUUGCUCUGGCGUUGCUUCCGCGGAUUUCUGUAGGUUUCCGCGCGCUAUUGAUUUUGACCCGCCUUACCUCGCGAGACAAGCCGCAGGAGGGCCCCCGACGAAGCAUGUGUUUCGUCAGUUCAGCAGUGCAUUUCUCGCAAUUUUUUUAUGAAUUUUCAGAUCGUCGUAACGGGAUUUUUUUAUACUAGCCUGUGAUCCGUCAGUUAGUGGUGCAUUUCUCUGCGUUUUUUUUAAUUUAAUUCAGAAGCGUCGGAAUGCAAUUUUUGGUACAGUUAUCAAGUCAUGAUAGGCAUGAUCAAGUUUAUGCGCCACCACUAUUCUGUUCUCCUCCAUUUGAAUUAUUUUUUCCUUAAAAGGACGGAUUUUGUGUUUGGGUUGUGCAUGAACCCUGUAAUUUGUGAAUCUAGCCACUUACAAUGUUGUAACCUGGUUCAUGUUUCUGGUUCAAUUCGAUCGAAUUCAAUAAAUUUUUUUGACUAAAUAAAACAUGUUUGGUAACUCUAGAAAAAUUGAAAAAACAUUGUGGAUAAGCUUAAAGAUACCCUUUUUUUUUGAAGAAUUGCACCGUUGUUCAAAUCUUCAAUCCACCAUUCCUGAUUUGAUCCGAUCUGAAACGUGCCUCAAAAGCAAAGAUUAAAGCACCAACCCGACUUUCAAGCAAGAACAACCCAUAUAGAUGCCAGUAUGCCACCCUUGAUGUUCUUUUCCUCCACUAUAUCAAUCCACCUUUUGUCUUCUCAGUUAAUUAUUUAAUAGCGUACAGUAACGUGGUGCCACUAUAUUAUUCUGAAGCCUGCGUUAUCAACUUGAAAGUUAGAAAUAUCCUCCUUGCCCCUAGCUUGUUAUAUUCUUGUUAUCGAACCAAUUGGCAUUAGUUGUGCUAUGUUUUGUUAUUAUCGGUUCAUAACGCUAUUACUAAAUGUUUAAACACUUCCAACCUAUUCUUUUGUGAUCUGUUGGUCUAAAGCAUUGUUUUCAUAGUGUGGGGUGAUUGAUUCCCUGCAGUUUCUGAUGUGGGAAAUUGCUUUUGCUGCUGGGGAGAAUCGGUACAAAUAUAUUUGCCUAAAGAUUUCUAAUGUUGGGGUUGUUUUAUCCUGUUUAGUCCAGCAAAUCGAAUAGGAUCUUUGCAGAAGGAAGAGGGUACUAGCUAGUUUUAGGAGCUGGUAUUUUGUCUAAACGUUUUAGAAGGAAUCCGAGAUGGGCAUAGUCAGCACAGUGCUUGGUUUCUCUGGAUUUGGCUUUGGAUUCUCAGCUGGUAUUGUUAUUGGGUACUUCCUCAUCAUCUACAUCCAGCCAACCGAUGUCAAGGAUGUCAAAGUUCGCCCUCUUGUGGAAUAUGAUUCAAAAUCUUUGAAGGACAUCCUUCCAGAAAUUCCUUUGUGGGUUAAGAAUCCCGACUAUGAUAGAAUUGAUUGGCUGAACAGGUUUUUGGAGUUGAUGUGGCCUUAUCUUGACAAGGCUAUCUGCAGAACUGCACAGGAUACCGCAAAGCCAAUAAUUGCUGAGAACACUGCAAAGUAUAAGAUAGACUCUGUUGAGUUCGAAUCACUUACUUUGGGUAGCUUACCACCCACCUUUCAAGGGAUGAAAGUCUAUGUCACAGAGGAGCAAGAGUUGAUAAUGGAACCAUCUCUUAAAUGGGCUGCAAAUCCAAAUGUCACUGUUGUUGUAAAAGCUUAUGGGUUGAAAGCUACUAUCCAGAUUGUGGAUCUACAAGUCUUUGCAUCGCCUCGUGUUACUCUGAAGCCAUUGGUGCCUACAUUUCCUUGCUUUGCAAAAAUCCUUGUCUCUCUCAUGGAGAAGCCGCAUGUUGACUUUGGGCUAAAACUUCUCGGAGCAGAUGUAAUGGCUAUUCCUGGUCUUUACAGAUUUGUUCAGGAGACCAUCAAGAAGCAAGUUGCGAGCAUGUAUUUGUGGCCGAAGACACUAGAAGUACCUAUAAUGGAUCCCACAAAAGCAUCAAAGAAGCCUGUUGGAAUUCUAUGUGUGAAGGUUGUAAGAGCCCAAAAUCUCCGAAAGAAGGAUCUGCUGGGCAAAUCAGACCCAUACGUGAAACUUAAGAUGCCAGAUGACAAGCUUCCAUCCAAGAAAACAACUGUAAAGCGCAGCAAUCUCAAUCCGGAGUGGAAUGAAGAUUUCAAAUUUGUUGUGACAGAUCCAGAAACUCAGGCUCUUGAAAUUAAUGUCUUUGACUGGGAACAGGUUGGAAAACAUGAAAAGAUGGGCAUGAACAGGAUCCUAUUGAAAGAACUCCCACCAGAAGAGACUAAAGUUACUACCCUUAACUUGCUUAAGACCAUGGAUCCAAAUGAUAUACAAAAUGAGAAGUCUCGUGGUCAGCUUACUCUAGAGCUUACAUACAAGCCUUUCAAGGAAGAAGAUAUGGAGAAAGAAGGCACUGAGAGUACCGAUGUCAUAGAGAAAGCUCCAGAUGGUACUCCAGCUGGUGGUGGUUUGCUUUAUGUUAUUGUUCAUGAAGCUCAAGAUCUUGAUGGCAAGCACCACACAAACCCAUAUGCGAAAAUAAUUUUCAAAGGCGAGGAGAAGAAAACAAAGGUGAUCAAGAAGAAUAGGGAUCCACGAUGGGAGGACAAAUUCGAGUUUGUGUGUGAGGAACCACCUGUAAAUGAUAAAAUGCAUGUUGAAGUCCUAAGUAAAGCCCCAAAGAAAGGGCUGAUACAUGGCAAGGAAACUUUGGGCUACAUUGAUAUCAGCCUUGCAGACGUGAUCAGCAACAAGCGGAUUAAUGAAAAGUACCAUCUCAUAGACUCAAAGAAUGGUCAGAUCCAAAUCGAGCUGCAGUGGAGAACUUCAUAGUCACCGAGGAAAGAGCCAAAAUGCUUGAACGCAGUAUCGGAGGAGACUUAUGAAUGUUCCUAUACUCAGUUUGUGAAUAUCUGUAAUUGAGUUAAUGUAGAUAUUUCCUAUGUUUCUAGACGUCUGUUGAUGUUGUUUUUUCUCAAUUGCUCUAAUUUACAAGAAGAACUAUGUAGGCAUGUUAAUGACCCUGGAAAUGGAACUAGAACUAAUAUAAUGAUAGGGUGUUCGACCAUAUACAGAGUUACAGACACAAACCCAUCAUUCUGACAGAUUGAAAUUUGAAGACAUCCUCGAAAUGAAUUUGUGCAA
Messenger RNA from Phragmites australis (common reed), 3433 nucleotides. RefSeq names its product synaptotagmin-1-like. Gene Ontology annotation, cellular component: endoplasmic reticulum. The transcript is spliced from 13 exons. Bases 1502 to 3121 code for a protein of 539 amino acids. Gene Ontology annotation, molecular function: lipid binding. The record is from RefSeq and is a predicted model, not a curated record. NCBI's taxonomy places the organism in Eukaryota, Viridiplantae, Streptophyta, Magnoliopsida, Poales, Poaceae.